UACAUCAUAAUGUUCAUCACAAGAAUUAAUAGAAAAUCAGUCGCAUAUUAAAUUGUAGGAUUUAUCUUAUCUUUGUUGUAAUAAAAAUGAUUCGAAAAGCGUAAUAAGUUCACAGUGAAAGAGAGAAAUAUAUGUUUUUUUAAGCGUAAAUGAUUACCAGUCUUUUUUAUUCUGUCAUUUCUAUUUAUAUUGGCAAGUCGCGUUAAUUAUCGUGGUUGUUGAAACCUGUUAUUUUCGCUUACAUCGCAUAAACCUUCGCACAAAAAGUAGAACAAUUAAAAUCAGACGAAAGUUUUAAAAAUUGAUUCAUUCCUGAUUCAAUAAUAUAAAGGAAUAUAAAAUCUCGACUAAAGUGUCAAUUGCGUCAGUUGGAGGUCAACAUUGUGCAGUAUAUGCAGUAAGAUGGCAGGCUUACUGCUGUGUGUAACGCGCAUUUUAUUUUUAUUUCUCUUUAAUUCGGCCCUUGUAUCUUCUGGUCCUGUGAACAAACCAGUACAAAAUGUCCCGGAGGCUUUAAUUCAAAGUGCCUUGAAUUCUUUGAAUCAGGAUUCUCCGACGCAUCAUACAUAUAAGGGCGGUAACCUGAUUAGCGCGCAAAAAUUGGAAGAAUCUCCAUAUAUAAUAUAUAGACUCACAUUUGAUUUAACUCCUACUUGCAAAGAAGCAUUAGAACCUUGUCCUCGAGAAGCAUGUACUGUGGAAGUGAAACAACACGAAUUGGGAGAUAUAAAUGUUUUAAGAGAAUCCAUACAAUGCAUGUAUUUGUAUCCUCAAUCUGUACAGGAUGACCCACUGCAAGUACAAGAAAAUGCUCAGGAUCAAGAUCAUAUUAUUGAAAAUUUAGAUAGACAAAUUAUCAAUAACCAAAGUGUUGAGUUAGAUCAUGAAAUUCAGAAGGAUGGAGAUCAUAGUGAAAGACCAUUCAUAGCAAUGAGAGCUUCUAGCCCUAAUUAUUGUCCAGGAUGUCCAUAUGAGUUAAAUCCAAAUUUGCCUGGAUUUGUUGUUUUUGGAGAACAAGUAGUGAAAUCAAUGGAUGAAUUGAUACAAAAUGAUUUCAAACACAAAGUAGUUGAUAUUAUCAAAGUAACCCGUGCUGUCCCACCUUCGUCUAACAUUAUACAAUAUCAAAUUUUAUUAUAUAUAGGAGAAUCUAACUGCUUGAAAAAUGCAAUAGAACAGUCAGAAUGUUCUGUACAACCAAAUCUUCCUGUCAAGAUAUGUUUGGUAACAUUUGAAGAGCAACCUUGGCAGCAAUCUAGCCGUAAAAUAAUAAAGAAUAAUUGCACUAUGGAUGCUAAUGAAGAAAUUAAGAACAGUAUUAGUUCUUAUUCAACAUUAAAUAGUGAAUCACUUGUAACAUCAGUAUCCAACAAAGAAAAAACAAAUUAUGAAAAAUUUGAGGCUCUAGAAAAUUUGAAAGAUAUUCUUGAUAAUUAUACUUAUUCCACAACAAAAAAAUUGGAAGAAUCAGAACAAUCAGAAGUGACGGAACAUCCUAUUCUAAAAAUUUCCAUAAACAGAAGUGAUGAUGAUGUUAAACCUCAAGGAUUUGAAGAUAAAGUAAAAGAAUUUGAUGAAUUUCUGAAAAAUUUUGAUUUACCUACAACCCAAACUCAAUCGAUUCCAGAAAUAAACAGAGAAGAAGUCAGAGAAGAAAUCAUUUAUCCAAAGAAGGUAGAUUCUGCAAAUAAUAAACCAUAUUUAUAUAGAAACAAAAGAGAAGAUCUUGUAGGUGCACCUAGUAACGUAAAUGUCAAUGAUCCCACAAUAAAAGAACUUGCAAAUAAGGGUCUCAGAAAAUUUUCAGAAAAUUCUGAAGGUUCAAAUGAGCCUAUAAUAGUAGAAAUUGUUGAUGCCUCACAACAAGUAGUGUCUGGAAUGUUAUAUAAAAUAAAAGUUAAAUUAGGUACAAGCAGUUGUCCAAAAGGCACGAAAAAUGGUUGUCAAUUGAAAGAAGGAACUGAAAUUAAAGAAUGUUUGUUCAGUAUAUGGUCUCAGCCAUGGUUAGAUAAAGGAUCCCCACAAAUUACUAUCAACUGUGAUUCAAGUAAUCGCCAAAAACGAUCUUUGCGAGGCAGUCAAUACAAUCAAAAAAUGUUAAAAUUAGCUGACGAAAUAAAAGAUGAGGCGUUAUUCGAAGUUUUUAUUAAAAAAUUUGAAAAAACAUAUGAUUCAGCUGAUGAGAAACGAGAUCGUUUUAAAAUAUUUAAACAAAACUUAAAAAUUAUGAAAGACUUACAAACGUUCGAACAAGGAACAGCUGUAUAUGGCAUUACAAUGUUCGCAGAUCUUACAGCUAAAGAAUUUAAAGCUCGUUAUCUAGGUCUUCGUCCGGAACUAAAACAUGAAAACGAAAUACCUCUCCCUGAAGCUGAGAUACCAGAUGUUCCCUUACCAUCCAAUUUCGACUGGCGCGAUCAUGGUGUAGUUACACCUAUAAAAGAUCAAGGCCAGUGUGGAUCAUGCUGGGCAUUUUCCGUAACUGGAAAUGUGGAAGGACAAUAUGCAAUUAAACAUAAUCAACUAUUAUCUUUAUCUGAACAAGAAUUAGUAGAUUGUGAUACUUUAGAUGAAGGAUGCAAUGGAGGAUAUAUGGAAAAUGCUUAUAAAGCCAUAGAAAGAUUAGGAGGUCUCGAAUUAGAAUCCGAUUAUCCUUAUGAUGCUAGAAAUGAAAAAUGUCACUUCUUUGAGGAUAAGGCUAAAGUACAAAUUGUCAGUGCUGUAAAUAUUACAUCAGAUGAAAAGAAAAUGGCACAAUGGCUAAUCAAAAAUGGUCCAAUUUCUAUUGGAAUUAAUGCCAAUGCCAUGCAAUUUUACAUUGGAGGAGUUUCACACCCAUUUAAUUUCUUAUGCAAUCCUAAAAACUUAGAUCACGGAGUUUUAAUUGUGGGAUAUGGCAUUAGCAAAUAUCCUUUAUUUCAUAAAGAAUUACCAUAUUGGAUAAUAAAAAAUAGUUGGGGUCCACGAUGGGGCGAGCACGGUUAUUACAGAGUCUAUAGAGGAGAUGGUACCUGUGGAGUUAACACAAUGGCUUCAAAAAAAAUGUCUUCAAUGUAUGUGAGUUUUAUGCUGAUUUACGACAAAAUUCAGAUUCUAGUUACAAAUGCGAAAUUACAACAUAUAAAAUAAUGUGCAUCUGUAACAUAAAAAUAAUACCAACUAGAAUUCCUACAACUGAAUAUGUUAUAGAAAUCAUAAUUGGGAUCGGAAGGAGGUGGAUACUGUUGAUAACCCUGUUGAUAUCCACCUUGACCACCAUACUGACCACUUUGAAAUUGUUGCUGUGACUGAUAAGGUCCACUUGGACCGCUACUAUACUGAUACGAUGACUGCGAACUUACAGAAGGCGGAGGUGCUUUGUCUAAAUCUGCUCUUCUACGUUCCAAAUUUAUUCUUCGAUAUGCCACUUGUAACAUAUUCGGUAUUACAUUAUCAAUAUUUUCCAAUAUAUUUGCUGCCUUCUCAAAAUUUCCCUGACCCUCUUCAAAUGUUGCCCACUGUAGAUGUAAAUUUGGUUUCUUCGGCACGGGUCUCUUCAUCAGUUGGCGGAAGUUCAUGUGGCGGUGGUUCUUCGCCAGGUGGUGCAUCAUCUGCUGCUGAAGUAGAAGUAUUGUCAUCCGACUUCAGAAGUGCUUUCACUUCAGCACGCAAUGCAAGAAAAUCGUCAACAUUUAAAAUACGAUUGGGUAAAUUUGAAGAAACGAACUCUUGAAAUGCAUCAAAAUGAGAAAUAUAACCAAGUGUUGGAGUACAUAAUAGACGAUCAUAUAAUGCUGUUACUUUGCUUAAACGUUUUCCUUCCAGUUCCCAUUUUAUAUAGCUCUCCCAAAGACGAUCAGAUCUUAAUAAAAAGAAUAUUGUAAAUAUUCUAAUACAAUUCAAGAUUGUAUGCGCAUGAAAUUAAAGAAAAUUCGUACCUGAAUUCAAGACCACAUGCCUGGAUAGCUCUUUCAUAUUGUUCUCGAAGUUUCUCUUCAUCUUUUUCAUAGACGGUUUUGCAGUGGUUAAUGUAAUGAAGCCAAAGAUCGACACUGAGUGAAAUAGCUUUCAGACCUUGGUCGAAUACCUGUAGUAAUGGUUUGCAAUCACAUUUAGAACGAUUUAUAAAUGAUUGGGCUGGUGGUGGGUAGACUUAUACCUAUUUCUUUUUUGUUUUUUGUUUUUUUUAGCUUUCGAUAAGCAUUACGGUUUUUAGCAACGUAUACUCACAUAUCAUACGCAUACUGUAAAUAAAGAAGUUUAAUUAACACAGAGAUUGCAGAGCAUUGUGCAUUCACCUUAAAGUCAAGGAGUGUUCCAAUCUGGGUGCCUCUGUGUCUUCUGCCACUUUUUCUUGCUCCCUCUCUGGCAUGUUCACGUCCUAAGUCUUUGUUUCUGACUUUGAUUUAACACCCAACCCAAUCUUACUUACAUUAAGUAAGGUACCGCAUCUUAUGCUUAAGUUACAAUACUUUCUGUAGUAAGCUAUGUGUACAAAUGCUUACAGUAAAUAUUACACACAAUUUCUUGCACGGUAAUAUCGCAAAUUGAAACAACUAGCCUUCGCUUGACUUACGUAUCAUACGUAGAAUAUUGAUAUAACGGUAUAAGUAAAACAUUAAUAUACGCAAUAAUAUUGUAGAUAUCGCAGAAUAA
Molecule: messenger RNA, 4635 nt
Organism: Heterotrigona itama
Lineage: Eukaryota; Metazoa; Arthropoda; Insecta; Hymenoptera; Apidae
Source: the annotation of a GenBank genome assembly